This is a messenger RNA of Drosophila grimshawi, 2246 nucleotides long. It is a transcript of the gene Miga, whose product is annotated as mitoguardin. NCBI's taxonomy places the organism in Eukaryota, Metazoa, Arthropoda, Insecta, Diptera, Drosophilidae. Gene Ontology annotation, biological process: mitochondrial fusion. The coding region runs from base 316 to 1926 and encodes 536 amino acids. The record is from RefSeq and is a predicted model, not a curated record. The transcript has 3 exons.
GUAUUUGUGGAGCAAACGUUGGACUGUGAUGCAAUUGUCGUGUUUUUUUGUUGAGUGAGAGAAAGUGAAAGUUGCGCUUGACUCUCUGUGGAUACGCAACAUCACAGCAACUUCACGCCUUUGCAUGCUGAAUGUGGACCCAAUCCAAAAGGUCAACCAGCAGCAACAACAAACACGUGAUCCACAAGGGAAGUGCGUAGGGGAGCAGGGAAAAGAGCGGCCAAUGUGCACGCGACUUGAAAGUUGCGCGCGUAACUGGGCCACAGCCAGUCUAACCUCAAAGCGGUCCCAAAUUAUUCCACAGCGAGCUGAGCCAUGAAUCGCAUGGCGCCCAGUUCGGGUUGGAGCAUUCUGCCCUUUCGGGUCUCCACCACAACAAAAGUGGUGCUCUUCUCGCUGACUGCCGGUGUGGCGCUGAUGGGCGUCCUCUCGCGUUUCCUGCGGCGCCGGAAGCCGCCGCGUCCACAGCGACGGGUGCGCAAAUAUACCGGACGACGGACACGGAACAGCAUGCGCAGUCCCAAUGAUUUGGUAUCGAUAGCCGGCUCCAAGGCAUCGGCACGUUCAGGCAGUCCCGUUGGCUCCACCGUCGCCUAUUCGGAUCGUUUGUCACUCGCCUCGGGCUCCAUUGGCGCUGGCGCUCAGAAUCAGCCGACGACGGUUGGCGUUGGGAUUGGCAUUGGUGCGGCUGGUGUCGUUACACAGCUGACGGCACAGCAGCUGGGCGUGAUGGGCAUGGAGGCGCUGGACACGGUGAUUAACUUUUGGGAGGAUGCACUGGCCGCACAUUAUUCCCCGGGCGGUAUGCCCGCCUCGCUGACAACGGCCGAGGAUUCGGAGUUCUGUCGUGAGAUCCAGAAUUUGCUGGAAAUGUCAUAUACGCUGCAGGAGCAGAGCGAACUCCUCUUUCUCGAUCAGCGGUCGGUGCUGUUUCGCGAGGAACAUUCCAUAGACGAAGCCGAGGAGGAUGGCAUGGCUGCGGCGACGGGGGCCAUUGGUGACGAUGACGAUGAUCGACGCUCCCGCAAAUCGGGCAGCGUUUUGAGUCGCACCGGUUCCGAUCCCAAUUUCGAUUCGGCAGAGAGUUUCGCCUCGGCCCUGGACCAGGUGGCCGAUCUGCGAGAAUUCGAGUCGUUUAUUGAGACGGCGUACGAGGAGUAUCCGCUGUUUCAGACGGCGCUCAAGCAUCAUGAUGAAUACACAGUGCCCUGUCGUACAAUACGAUCGGAGCUGAUGCACUGCAGCAGCGACACCGAAUAUCUGGCGAAGCUGCACUGUGUACGGCUCGCCUUUCAAUUUCUAUUCAAAGAUCCGGCGGUGGGCCAAUGGAUCUGCGAUGCGGGCAGACAGAUACUGACCGAUCUGUUGUGCCUGAGCGACAAGGAUACCAAAGAGUUCCUUGUCGGCUACGAGGAUAUGGUGAACUUCCUGCACGAGCCCAGCAAUUGGCCGUGCAUCCAAAUGGAGCUGGAGCAGCGCAACGUCAAGGCAAUGACAUUCUACGACAUUUGCCUCGACUUCAUCAUACUGGACUCGUUCCGUGACUUGGAUGCGCCACCAGCCAGCGUUACGGCUGUCGUCCAGAAUCGUUGGCUCUCCAAUGGCUUCAAGGAGACGGCACUCACGACGGCUGUGUGGUCGGUGCUGAAGGCCAAGAAGCGUAUGCUGAAAUAUCAGAAUGGUUUUAUGGCGCACUUCUAUGUCAUAUCGGAGCAGAUAUCGCCGCUGAUGGCCUGGGGCUUCUUCGGCCCCAAUGAGAAUCUGCGGGAUAUUUGCCAUUACUUUCGGGAGCAGCUGCUCGCAUUUCUCGCUGACAUUUAUAGCUUCCAGAAGAGUCGCUUCACCACCAUCGAGGACUUUUCGCAGGAUGUGCUCAAGCACAUGCAGACGCGUGUCAACAAUAUUGGCGUCAAGUUUAGCCAGUAGAGGUGCACACACAGAGAGAGAGUGAGAUAGAGAGAAACAGAGAGAGAGAGAGAGAGACAGAGCACAAGGGAUAUUCAUGCUUGAAAUGAUGAAUGAUGAAUGGAUUCGGCAGGCCAAAGUUUUGGUUUAUGUUUGAUGGCAAUCAAAUUCAAAUCACUUCAUGCCACACACACACACACACAUGUUGACUAAUUUUAAAGCCACCUACACACAUACACACACACACACACACACGCUUGUACACAUGGACAUUGACAUUUAUGAUUAAGAUUAAAGUCGCCAAAAACAUUUGUAAAAUAAAACUGUUUACUUGACUAUCA